Messenger RNA from Cyprinus carpio (common carp), 4324 nucleotides. RefSeq names its product claudin-20-like. Gene Ontology annotation, cellular component: plasma membrane; bicellular tight junction. Gene Ontology annotation, biological process: cell adhesion; bicellular tight junction assembly. Lineage: Eukaryota; Metazoa; Chordata; Actinopteri; Cypriniformes; Cyprinidae. Gene Ontology annotation, molecular function: structural molecule activity. The record is from RefSeq and is a predicted model, not a curated record.
CUAAACCCACUGUAACUAAUUGAAACAUUCAAGUAUGCCUUUUAAGAAACUUGAAUAAAAUAUAUUUUUGGAGCGUGCAACGCAAAAAGAAAACAAAUGUUGGGAAAAUGGCAAAGCAGCCCAAGCUCCUGUUGCCACAGUAACACCUGUGUGGAGGACCAUAAAGACGGCCCACCUCUCCAGCACAUAAACUGUGAAUGAGACUCCAUCCUUAUCAAGAGAAGCAGCCAGAGGAAGGGAGCAAACACUACUCUGGGGACGGAUCUUUAUGAGCAUUGAUGGAAGAGCGUGGGAAGUGGAGAGAGCUGUAUCUCGCAGUACAAGGAUCCCAAGGCUGGGCUUUCCCUGCACUCUCCCUGCUCUGAAAUCAACUGACAGAGUGUUGAAGUAAUCAGAGCAGACCCGGCACUGCCUAGAGCCUCUUCUCCUCUCUCAAAACCAUUCUGAGAGCCUACUGUUGGGUUUCCAGCCACAUCGUUCUCUGAAUCAACUUAUUCAAAGUUCUUGGACUUUCUGGACUCAAGGAGCAAAGACAUGACACAGGUUGCAUCCAGAACUGGAGACAUCAGAGGAAAAGUGUUAGUCCAGAGUCUGGAUUUGGCACAGUCUUGACAGGGGCAGUAAAAGGAGUGGGAACAUGCCAGGCUGGGAACUAUGACCAUCUGCGUGGAGCCCGUGGAAUGUGCUGUGCUCAACCACACGUCAACCCUGAGCCCUUCUAACCCACUACCUGGACGUCACACACUUUGGGAGUGUUCUUGCUGACUACACUUUGUGUGUUGGCAUAUUCUGGCUUUAGCUAUCAAGACAUAGAGCAGCUAGAGGAAAUCUUUUCAGAACUGCUUGACACACCACCAUAGCGCACCAGUGAAAGGCCUUGCGGAGCCAGUGCGGAGGAAUUAUCUGCUGUCAGGUCCUGCGCCGGGCUGAUAGGGAAACGCAGCACACCGAGGGCCACUGCAAGGUGAGAGGGACGGCCGCAGGGGGAAGGGACCGAAGAUGCCAUCUUCCACCAUGCAAAUGUUUGCCUUCAUUCUGGCAGUACUGGGAGUCGUGAGUGCCACGGUGGCCACACUGCUACCCAACUGGAAGGUGAGCGCAGAUGUGGGCUCCAACAUCAUGACUGCCAUCUCGCAGAUGCAGGGACUGUGGAUGGACUGCACCUGGUACAGCACCGGAGUCUUCAGCUGCUCGCUUAAGUACUCGGUGCUGGCAUUGCCGGCUUAUCUCCAGACUGCACGCACCACUAUGGUGCUUUCCUGCAUGGUGGCGACAAUGGGACUCUGUCUGGCCGCCCUAGGGCUGAAAUGUACUCGCUGGGGUGGCAGUUAUCGCUCUAAGGGACAUACGGCGAUUUCCGCAGGGGCUUGCUUCGUCAUAGCAGGGGUCCUGUGUCUGGUGCCUGCAUCCUGGUUCACCAAUGAGGUCAUCACUACGUUUAUGGACUCCAAAGUCCCCAAAAGCAGCAAGUACGAGCCAGGCGCAGCGGUGUACAUUGCAUUUGUGUCGGCAGGAUUCCUUUUAGCUGCAGGCGUAAUCUUUUGCUUAUCGUGUCCUGGAAGAAGAGGCGGUCCAUUGGAUUCGGGCUCAUUCCACCCCGACAAGCCAAAGCAGCAGAAGAUGCGCCAGGAGCAGACGACCCGCGACCAACAAAAACAGCAUCUCCGCGAACAGCAGAGUCAGACUGAACCACCAGAACAAGAGCAGUCGCAUCGAGAGAAACUACACCAGGAAAAGCUACAAGCAGACGAUCGUCAGCAAGAGAAGUCGGUGCCGGACAGGUUGAACCUGGAAAAUGACAAGCAGUACCACUCUCCAUCCCGAGCCCGAAAUCAAGAUGCCAAGGCCGUCUAUAGUCUGCACGACUACGUGUAAACAACAGUCAUCGACUCCAGGAGCAUUUAGGGUUUUCUUGCUUAUAAGACUGCCUUUCUUUGUGAGCGGCAAAAAGAGGAGGGGAAAAGCAGUGGAGCAGCAGGAGGAAUAAUGACUUUGAUGCCGUUAUCAACCCUUCUCAUCUGUGCUUUCGCUUACAGCAAGCGAAGCAUUGGAGGUAUUUCCAAAGCCCCGGAACAGACAAAGUAAGGAUUGUGAAUCCUCGGGUUCAUGGUUUUUAUUGGGACUACUGGUACAAAUGGGCUCCAAAUGGUGACGCAUCAUAAAAUUGCAACAUAAGAAGGGAAUUUCUUAAGCUAUUAAUGUUAGAAAAGUUCUGAAGGUGCAUUGGUUUGAAAAAAAAAUUAGCAUUUUAUUGUUGUCCUAUUAUUUCAUUACCAAAUGAAAACAAAAAUGAAAACUCUCGACAGUCCUAUUACAAGCAAUCUUAUCCACCUUUUGGUAACUGGAAUCAUGUGUGAUUAGCAAGUUUGAAUUCAGAUGCUUGUAGAUGAUACAUGAGGCAGUAUGUGUAUGCUGUUUGUAGAUAAUGCUGUUAAUAAUGCCGCAAAAAUGCUUGCAGUUGAAAGCACAGAAGGGAUAAUCAAGCUUGCACCUGAGGAUGCCUCACACCAUCAGCUGUCCAUUAAAUGGUGCGUGUCCUUCAGAAAAGGGAUUUUGACAUGUCCUGUCCAUGUUUUUCAAAGAAUGGUGAUUGGGGGAGGCAGAGCAGCAGAGAUUGUCUGAGGUAAUGAUGCUCUUUGCUUUUCCAUUAGGUUCGCUACGGAUGGGUGCACAGUGCUCAUUUUUUUGCGAGCAGGCACAGACACCAACACACACACAUAAGCUUACCUUCCCUCCCUCGUACUCCUGCUAGAAGGGUAAUGGGGGCUUGCACCCAAUCAUCAUGGUGCUGUGCGUCAGUGUGUCGUGCCUGCAGGAAGUGCAGUUGGUCCUGUUCUAGGGCAAAAAGGACGCAGUAACACGCUGUUCACACUUUUGUCGAAAAGUAGAACCAAGGUGACAGAAAUCUCAGCGGUGACUUCAGACUCCCCCGCUGGGCAGCAAUUACACCUUUGGUCUACAUCUUAAUUCGGUCAAACAAUCUGCAGUAUUUUCUGAUUGCUGUAAUGUUUUCAGUUACAGUUAAACCACUGUAUUUAUUUUUUCAAAUAGUGAGUUAGUGGAAGACAGCAAUGUAUGAUAUAAUGUACCAUAUUUGACUCAAACUUACACUAAAUGUAAUUGUGCUGUUUCCGUCGUAAUGAUGGUCAAGGGCUCCUGUUGUCUCCAGAGAGACGCCACAGCAAGACAUUUUCUGCCUUUCAUUUCUGUCUCAUGUAUUAGCACACAUACCACUCUUUGUGUUUGAUACGCAUGUACAAAAUGCCUUAGAAACUGACACAAUGGCUGAGAGUGACAAUGAAAGAGAACAACAAAACCAUUUUCUGAACAAAGUGCCAAUGGACCAUGUCUUGCUUUAUUGUACAUGUACUGUAAGCUUGAUAUAGUUAUUGGGGCCAAUGAUCUGAGAUCUGAAUUUCUGAUUACUUAUCACUUAUCCAGAAAUAGUGUAGAAUAAAUGGUCCUUCUCUGUUUUUUUUUCUUUUUUUUUCUGGUGUUUCUUCAUUUUAAAUGUUUCAAAGUCUUACAUUUUUCAUUUCAAUGACAAAAAAAAAAAAAAAAAAAAAAUCUAUUAUGGUCUCCGACUUUUGGACUGCAAUGUAAACGUUCACGUUCUUGCCUAUUUUUUGUAUGUGAACAGAUUUUUUUUUUCUAAGUGAUUAUUUUGUGAACAUAUUGAAAUUGUGUUUCUUGUGAUUUUUAAUCUAACCCAACAUUCAAAUUUCUUAAAUUAUUAUAAGUUACUUUAUCAACCUUUGCUGUGAAUAAAAUAAUUGAUUUCAUUAUAUAAAGUAAUAUACAGAAGAGUGCAAAAAUAUAGAUUUUUUAAAUAUAUGUAGAUGUUAAUAGAAAUCACAAUUCUUCUAAUGUCCUAUUAAAGCAAAAUAUAUUUAUUUUUUAUUAUGAAAUGUGUUGACGCUUUGAUGAACAUGCCAGUGAAAGGUAUUUUCCACGUGUGGAUCAGUUUAGGAGUCACCCGUAAAAAGGUUCCAGUCCAGAUCACAUGUAAAAAGUCAUUUUUUACAAACAUUCAGAAUUGGGUGUGGUUUGUUGUGUGAACGUAGCCCCAGGAGAUAAUGUACAUUAUUUCCGAGAGACAAUGAUGGAGAAAUACUUGCUAUCUAUUGCUAAAAACUCUUCUUCUGUCAUGACACAGCGAAUGUUGAUUAUAUCGAAUGUUACUUUGUGUUAAAUUCGUCAUUUUGAAUUCUCUAUUUAGCUUGACAAAAUAAGGGCUUCAUUUAGUGAAUUUAUAAACUUAUAUGUGGCCAGUUAUGAUGUGAAACUAUAAUCCAAUUAAAGCACAUGCCUGUACAAUACAGCA